Bolinopsis microptera is the source of this 2110-nucleotide messenger RNA. Its product is annotated as high mobility group-T protein-like. The record is from RefSeq and is a predicted model, not a curated record. The coding region runs from base 35 to 628 and encodes 197 amino acids. NCBI's taxonomy places the organism in Eukaryota, Metazoa, Ctenophora, Tentaculata, Lobata, Bolinopsidae. Gene Ontology annotation, molecular function: DNA binding, bending. Gene Ontology annotation, biological process: regulation of transcription by RNA polymerase II. The transcript has 5 exons.
UUUCAACACUACUAUAUAACAAAUAAUUUGAGCGAUGGCUUCCGUCGCCUCAGGCUAUUACCCGUAUGUUCCCCCUCAACGAACCGCCAAACCUAUGAAGGAUCCUAACAAGCCUAAGAAGAAAAAGUCUGCCUUCGAUGUUUUCAGGAGCGAACAAAUGAUGGAAUUCAAGAGACUGAAUCCAGAGACUAAAGUUGACCUCGGAGUAUUUAUGACGAACCUAAGCGCAACAUGGGGAGCCUUGACGGACGACAAGAAGAUUCCAUACGUAUUGGAGGCUGAAAAAGACGGUGUAAGAUUUGAAGAUGAAAUGUCCAGAUAUGUGCCUGCUCCUGAAUUUGCUAACGGUAAAAAGAAGAAGAGGAAAAGAGUCAAGGAGCCCGGUGAACCGAAACGUGCUACAACUGGAUUCAUGUUCUUUUCGAACCUGACAAGACACGAAAUCACCAAGGAUCACCCUGAGCUGAGAGUUGGAGCUGUUGCUAAAAUACUCGGAGAAAGAUGGCAGAAGAUGGGGGAAGCCGAGAGAGCGCCCUACCAAAAGAUGGCUGACGACGAUAAAGUCCGAUACACGCAGGAACUGGAAGCCUUCAGAAUGAAUAAAAUGAUGAUGAUGAACGGAAAAUAAUACGUCCCCCGACAAAACCUUCCUCCUAACACACUUAAUACAUACUCAGAGACAAAAACAUUUUUAACCAAAUGAUAAUAACAAUGAUAUGUUUAUUACAUAAAUUAUGUUUAAUACAUAAAUUAACACCCAAUUAAGCGGACUGUCGCUAUAUAAAUAUUCAUAUAUAUUCAUAAUUAUAUAACUAUAAUUUCGAUCGCACAUGUUGAUUUAAAGCAGGGUGAUCAGAAGGGGCUGAGAUCCGGAGUUACAUGUCCACUUUUUAAUCACGUGUCCACUAUUUCGGUCACUGCUUCUACUUAUCGUGGUUUUUGUGAUUUUGUCUAGCUGAACUAAUCUUCACAGAUGAGCAAUCCCUCAUGCUGAUUGGACAAUGGUUAUAUGGUAUGGAGUGGAGAAUGCUUGCGGAGUGGAUCUAAAUUAAAUUGAUUUUUGUUAGGUGACUUGUAAGGUUGUAGAACAUUUGAUUUAAACAUUAAAACUAACAAUACUUGCCGGGCUAACGGGUGUUUCAGUUUAUCACAAGGUAUCUUGCGUUGAUUGAUCAGUGUUUUUAUGUAUCAAGAUAUUCAUGUUACCAUAGUUACGGGCUAUCUUCCUCGCCAUGGACUUGAGCUGAGUUUUGAAGUAAACAGCCAUUAAACAAGCCCGCAAUCGCUCUUAAGGCUGUUUAUCUUGAAACCAGCGAGUGUUAUCAGAAAGCUCCUGAACAGUCAACAGAUUACAUAAUGUUGUAAGUGAUACUGCAUAUAAUUUUUUAAAUAUUUAUUUUUCUUGUACUACGUGUCAGUGCCAUCCGUCACGUGACGUCACCUCCCCACGUGACGUCACCUCCUCACGUGACGUCACCUCCUUUUCUAGUUAGGGUUACGUGGGACAGUCAGUGUAAUUAAAAGAAUCUUGGGAGAUAGGUAUACUGUAUACAGAAAACCUUACAAUUUGUAAAACUAAAUAUGUAUAUUAUUUUCCAUUAUAAGGGGACGUUCACAUAUUACGUAAUCAGCCGAGGGGGGGGGGGGGGGGGGUUUCCAAAUGAUUACGCUAGUGUAAUUUUUACACAAUAACUAUGUGUAAUACUGAUUAAGAAGGGGGGAGGGGGAUUAUGAAAUAUGUGAACGACCCCAUUAUGUUUACCUUUAAUUGUUGAAUUAUGCAGUCAAGUGAAACAACCACUUACCCACCUGGUAUGUGCUCUGAAAAUGCUACUUUGAUUAACUUCUCGUCACCUCGGUGUGACCGGAUAUUUUGACGAAAGAACGGCGUCAAAAGGGACUCGUAGUAUGUGGUGAUGCGCGACUCAUCAGCCCUUGCACGUUUUUGAGCCGCGCACAUGUCAAAAUAUGUGGUCACACCUCAGCAGUGGAAUUGGGAAUUAACUCCCAUUGCGUACUCUCAAAGCACCAUUUUCAGACAUUUUCCCCGAUAAAUUAUUACUCUUAUUUUCAACUAGUUUCUUAAAUUUUUACUGUUUGUUGAGCAAUA